AUGUCUCCAUCAAUGGACACCAGCUACCUCACCACCCAAGUCAACACAAUUAUCGGGCAACUGCACGCCAUAUUUGACGAGAUAGGAGUUCCUCGAAAUGAGCGCGAGUCAAGAGAAACAGAGCUCUUUGCAGCUUUGUCUGAGGCUCUGCACAACCAGCUUCGCCUCGUCAACUCUGAGAAGACUGCCAUGACCGAAGAAGCUCAGAAUAUCAUCAAGACUAUCAAACAGAUGGAACUGUCGCUGGACGACGAAAAGAACAGAGGGUACGACCUGGACACCAAUGGCCUUCGAGUCACCUAUCCCCUGAUCGACUGUCUCCGCGACCUCAAAGAGAAGUACAAUGUUGUCAGUAGACUACACCGCGAGCGUUUCGAACAAGUCAAGAAACUCGUGCAAGCUCUCGAGUCAUACUCGUCGCAUCUCGAGGCAUCCUUUGUCAAGAUCAGACUACCUCCAACAUCCUCGAAUAGUUGUCCUCCCAACUUCGACCUCUCGCCCUCCUACGUCACCACACUUGAUGAAGAGUUUACCAGGGUGUACGACGAAUACAACAGAAGAGUUGUAAUUGUGCAACAAACCUCAGAAGAAAUUGUCAGACUGUGGUCUGAGCUCGGCAUCCCCCAAGCACAGACCGACUCCUUGAUCGUCCAACACUAUCGCGACUCUCCUGAGCAGCUAGGUCUACACCAAGCCGACCUUGAUCGGCUGAAAAGUCGUCGCGAAAAGCUCCUUGACGAGAAGAAGAGCAGGGAGAAGCGAUUGAGCGAGAUAAAGAAGAGUAUCGAGACCUUGUGGGACCGGCUUGGAAUUGAGGAACCUGAUCGGAAAGCAUUUCUGGCUGCCAACCGAGGCUGCGGACUCAGGACCAUCAAUGAGUUUGAAGACGAACUGGCGAGAUUGAAUGAGCUCAAGAGGCAGAAUCUGCAUUUGUUCGUCGAGGACGCCCGAGUCAGACUGCAAGAACUCUGGGAUGCGCUUUACUUCUCAGAAGAAGAGAUGCUCGAUUUCACGCCAGCUUUUUCAGAUGUCUACAGUGAUGCUCUGCUCUCGGCCCAUGAAGCAGAGAUUGAGAGGCUCAUGACGUUAAAAGAACAACGUGCACCCAUUCUAGCCAUGGUCGAGAAGUACAAGUCUCUGAUAGCCGACCGGGAAGCCUUAGCAGCAUCUGCCAAUGACGCUUCGCGCCUCAUGCUGAAACCUCAAAAGGGAGAGAAGCGUGACCCGGGAAAGUUGCUCCGAGAAGAAAAGAUGAGGAAGAGGAUUGCGAAGGAGCUGCCAAAGGUCAUGGCUGAUUUGACUAAAGUCCUGGAGAAGUACGAGGACGAAUAUGGGCGGCCGUUCCUGGUCCAAGGUGAACGAAUGCUGGAUGAGAUCGAAGAAGCUGAAGUCAAAGCACCACCGCCUCGAUCCAAGACGCCAAAUGGUCUGCCUCCAAGAUCAAAGACUCCUGCACCCGCAACGGCUUCAAAAGCAGUCCCUAGCGCCGCAAAAUCUUCCGCUCCCGCAAGACCAGCCAGCGUGAUGAAGGGACCGCCACCGCGGUCAACUGCAAAAACUCCCACCACCAGCAGGCCUGGCACCAUCAGACAACAGGCGGCACCAACUUCAAUGGCCACAACCUCUGUAGUUUCGUCUCAAGCCAAGUCUCCCUCCAAGAUACCAGCUCGUGUCCCGUUGGGAAAUCUGAAAAACUCGCCAGAACGCCGGGCGAAUCCUCAACCAGGAUCCUAUAACAUGCAGGCAGAACCACAACAAAACUACGCUCAACAUGCCAGGACUAUGGGACCACCACGAGCACCUCCACCAAAGAUGAGAGAUUUGUUCGUGCCACCACCAGAACCCACACCAGCUCCAGCCAUGACUUCUCAUCCGCCGGCACCUUCGUCCAACAGACCCGCAAGCACCAUCUCCUCGGGUUCGAGUGAAAGCAGUCGCUACGUGCGGCCAAUGAGCCCUGAAGAUGUAUAUGACGACCGAGAGAGAAUGUCAUACAUGUCUGCCUCGCUCCUGAAUCGUGAUCGACAACAGCACCCUCAGUACGCACCCCUACCCUCUCAUCAAGCUGAUCCAUUCUAUCAAUCUCAUCUUCCGCAUCAACACCAACAUCAGCCUUCCCACUCUUCGUCCAAUUCCAUACAUAGCCAUAGUCAGAGCAUACGACAUAAUCCUUCAGCGCCGCCCUCGACAAUUGUCUCUCGCCAAACUUCGAACACCUCAUCGAACAUGACCACUGGCACUACAGCCAGCGGCAGUGAGAACUGGGAAACAUAUUCCGACGGCUCAGACAUGGAACCUGAACGAGACCUCCGGGAAACUCACUACUCCUCGAAAGCGCAUGCCCACAACCCCAUGGCCAAUGCACUAGGCACGAACUACAAUGCGAAUGGACAAAAGAGACCGGUUACAGCAGCUGGCGCUGGUGGAGGAGGGACGACAACCUUUUCGGGCCAGAUGGCGCCGCCGCCGGCAAAGAACCAUCACACGGGAUAUCAGACUUCUCAGUAUCGGCACGCACAGGAGAGAUUCAGGGAGAUGUCGGAUGAGAAUGCGCAUUCGGGCGUCGUGAGGGUUGAGGGUAGUGAUGCUGCCUGGAGCACGGAACUCGAGGAGUCAUAUUAG
Molecule: messenger RNA, 2622 nt
Organism: Fonsecaea multimorphosa CBS 102226
Lineage: Eukaryota; Fungi; Ascomycota; Eurotiomycetes; Chaetothyriales; Herpotrichiellaceae
Exons: 2
Coding region: 1-2622 (873 amino acids)
Biological process (GO): microtubule cytoskeleton organization; mitotic spindle midzone assembly
Cellular component (GO): mitotic spindle midzone; spindle; cytoplasm
Molecular function (GO): microtubule binding
Source: RefSeq, a predicted model, not a curated record